AAGUGACAACAUGUAGGGACUUGUGCGAGGUAUGGUAGAGGGGAAGGGAAUUCUGAGCAGAGAGAAACUGCUGGUGUUGUCGAGCACCUUGACGAACAGCAAGCUCAAAGUUGACUCUAAAAUUGCUCUUAAUUGCAGUAAUAAUUGAACGCAGAUGGUGACCCGUGUUGAAGAGGCACUGGCUUGGGCAGAGUCAGUCGAUAAACUUCUGCAGUGUAAAAAGGGCCAGAUGGUCUUUGGGGAGUUUCUGAAGACAGAAUACAGUGAGGAGAACAUCCUUUUCUGGCUGGCCUGUGAACAGUACAAGAAAGUCCAAUCCAUCUCCGAGAUGAGAGCCACAGCUAACAGGAUAUACUCAGAGUUUGUCCAAGUCGACGCUCCCAGACAGAUCAACAUCGAUUGCGGAACCAGAGAGGACAUAACCGAGUCUGUCUCCCAUCCGACCAGGGCUUCCUUCGACAGGGCGCAGCGGUUAAUCUACCGCCUGAUGGCGAAAGACUCCUACCCCCGUUUCCUCAAGUCGGACAUCUACCGGACUCUUCUGAAGCAGUCUGAGCGGAGAUGAAGACCCAGAGAGGACCCGUCGCCCACGCCGCCUCCUGGAGGAACACUCCUGGUCUGUGGACCCUCCAGUCUGCCAUCUCCCCAUUAGGGAUACCCAAGCGGGGAAACAGUAUACUUUAAUGGGAUUAAAAUGUAUUAAAUGAGAGCUGAAUACAUUUUUAUUCUAUUUAGAUUGUUCUUCAUAAUUGGAAAUGUACUUAAAAUUGACGUUAUUUUUCUGUAUUCACAUACUUAUUGACAUCUUGAAUAUAUUUCAGUAUGUUUGUAGUCACACUUUGCAAGUAUACUGCAAGUAUUAGUUAUUUCUGCUUGGGUACGUAUUGCUCAAGGGCAGAGUAUUUGACUUCAGAACAAGAGGUUGCAGGUUCAAACCACCCUGUUCAUCGCUUUGGACAAAAGCUAAAUGAACAUAAUCCUCAUAUCACUGUUGUUCAGCACACCUGAACUCUGGGUUUCGGCUCUGCAGGCUAGGACAGGGCACAAGCUCCUUUAUCAGGCUCAGUCGAUAAUCAGGAAAGAGCUGUCUCCUUGUUCCAGACAGCAGAUGGAAACCCUGUGAUGGAUCGAUUGGCAGUGCUAGGGUGAAUUUAGACCAAACGAUACAGAUAUUUACGGCAUCCUCACUGAACUAAACUACAUGUCUUUACUGCCUACCUAAUGUCUAAAACGAAGGCGACAAAUCGUCCAAAUGCAGAAUUUAUCAUUACAUUUCGGGGUGAUCCUACCGUCUAAGAAUCUGAGAAUCUUCUUAUUUCCUAUUCUAGGGUCAGUAGAAUGGUGAUUCGAAACAACCCAACACACUAUUCAACACAAUUUUGUGAGUUGUUGAGAGGUGGCGUGUUGUUUCACGCCGAAGUCUCCCACAGGCUCUGCUGUUGUGUUUUUUAUUUCCUAACCUGUGUGUUCCUGGCUUCCAUCAGUCACUGCAGGACCCCGCUGCAUGCUGGGAAGACUCUGCAGGCUGUCUUACACAGCCCUGUUUUUGAGUCACUGAACAAUAUUCAAAUAGCUUUUAGAAUAUCUUCCAGACAAAUCUCGUUUUAUUUGUUAAACGUGUUCAAUCAUUUCUUUACCAAGCUUUAUUUUCCAACGGACGGCUUAAUUGAUUGAAAAAAAUAAUGUGUCAUUAAACAUUCAUACUUUGUGGAAAACCACCGUUCAAAAUGCAGGGAUGGUCAAACCCUUUGAUACCAAGCUGUCUACAAAUGCUGUGGGGCAAAACAAAUAAAAACAUUGAUAAAUA
Osmerus eperlanus (European smelt) is the source of this 1807-nucleotide messenger RNA. Its product is annotated as regulator of G-protein signaling 21-like. The coding region runs from base 155 to 565 and encodes 136 amino acids. The transcript is spliced from 4 exons. NCBI's taxonomy places the organism in Eukaryota, Metazoa, Chordata, Actinopteri, Osmeriformes, Osmeridae. The record is from RefSeq and is a predicted model, not a curated record.